CUCAUUAUUUCGCAUUAUAUAUAUUUUUUACAUUUUUGCAUUUUUGCAUUUUGCAUUUUCAUAUUUUUGCAUAUACCAUCGCCACCACCAACAUCAUCUCCAUCUCCAUCUCCAUUUUCAUUUUCAUUUUCAUUUUCAUUUUUUAGCGCUACAUUUACACACUAUUUGUACAUAAAAUAGAAUAAGAUUCAUACGUUCAUACAAAACACUUGCUAUUACAUUCAUUCUUUCAUCUAUUUUAAACAUCAGUCAACCAUUCACCCACCCAUCCGCCACUUAUCAUUUAUUGCGCCUAAAUAUGGUAGACACAACCAAAGUUAAAGGAAUAGGCGCUUCGGUUACCAGCGUCUUUAAACAGGUGAAGACCGCCUGGUCAAUUCCCAAGGGGCGCAGGCAGCUAAUAGCAUACAUGGUUAUAUGCGUGCUGUCCUUUUUGCCUAUCAUUCUCACAGCCAUUGUUUUUGCUGUCUCAACCUCCACGCCAGCCGCCCGGACUGCAAUUUACCUGUUUACCCUUGCAUUCGCCCUGGUAUCAAUAGCCUACAGCACGUAUCUCACACGCAAGCGAAUGCUUAGGGUUCUCGCCAAGAACAAGAGCUUAAUCCCGAUGCAGAACCGACCUCAGCAGCAGAACCAGGCACCCCAGUCAGUGCCAGUGCAUCCCACUCACCGUGUGGACUCGGCCAUUAAUGCAUUCAACAGCGAGCAGCGCGUUUACGAGCAAAGAGAGAAUGUCAGCCCGACACUUGCCUCGCAGUCCAACCUAAACUACCCAAUGCCGCAGCCAUCCCACGCCAACUUCCUCCCCUAUGAGUCCCUGCCGGCAGAAGCUCAGGCAGCUUCGCAGACCAACGGUCUCUACAUGAUGCCCAUGGUCAUGCCGGUGCCCCGCAAUGAGCAAUUGCAAGUGCGCAACCAGAUGUCGCCCAACCAGCAGCAGCCUCCAAGAAUGAACAUGCCGACUGCUCCCACAGGGACACACCCAUGCAACCUUCCUAUGGUUCCGCUGCCGCUGCCCCCGGCACCUGCGCAGCUCAAUAGUAGCGGGGCAACAUUGCCCGAGAUUCCGACGUUCCAGCCAAUCCAUAUUUCGCAAUCGCAGUUUACCACCAAUUCUCGCGCAGUGCCCGCUGCGCCGCCACUUCCGCUCAACAUUGGAUCCCGGACCGCAGAACCCGCUGCUUCUGUUUAUAAUGCUGUGCCAGGGGCAAACACCGAAAACGUAAAUCAGGCGCACCAGAGCGUCAGUCUCAACUUUGGCCCAGAAAGCGACAAUGAGAGCGGCGACGAGAGCGACGACGAGAGCGUCAAGCUGUACUCGUUUGACAUGGUCAAGGUCCGCUCGGACAACAUCCAGGAGGAGCAGUCUCACCAGGCUAGCAGCAGCAGCAAUAACAGGCGCAAGCACCACGACUCGUUCAAUACAUCGUCGGCCAUGCCUAGCACCAGCAAUAUCAAUCCGCUAAGGCAGAGCCAGACAAACGGCGAAGUGCACAGCCACCGUGCACAAAUAAUUCCCGCCGACCAGCUGUCGUCAACCCAAAGUUCGCUGAUUGAUUUGCCGUCACAUGGCGAUGCGCAGGCUACAGCCACCAAGACAUCAAAGGAGAAGUCAAAGCUACGGCUCAGCGCGUUCCCGCCGGUAAGCCCCGAAGACGGGUUUAUCGAGCGGUGGCUGCAGUCCAGCGUCCAGCCCGAGGUACCCAACCCGAUACUGCACCGCAUCGGCCAGCGGAAAGAGGCAACCAUCUCUGUGGCAUCCAGUGUACCCGACCUAAUUAUUCCCGACAAGUUCUCGCAGGCCGAGAGUAGCAAGGCCGUAAAGUCUGCGGCGGUGCCGACAAAAACACAUAAGGCGCAGAACGAGGGCAUGUCUAUUUACGGUGAGAGAGUGAUUAUGCAUUUGGCCGAUGCCAAUGAGCACUCCGAGUCAGUCCCCGACUUGCCCAGCGAUAGUGGCAAGUUGAAGCCGCUUGAUCCCUCCGAUGUGGCGGCCGGUAUCUCUAUGGACCUUAUGAAUCUGGACGAGCCAAUCCUGGAUUCUACGGAUCUGACCCUGAGACGCCCCACGCUAAUUGAUUACCAAAAGAAGGCCGAUGCCAAGCGCAAGAUGCUCAAAGAGCUGGACCAAGUAUCAGAGCGGUCCGAGCCGGAAACCCACUGCGAACAGCAGCAGCAACAGCAGCAGCAUGAGCAUAGGCAGCAGCAGCCGUCCAACGCUGCUAUUGCAGCUGAUGCCUCGCACUACUUCUCGGCCGUCUCGCUUCCGCAAACGCACAAUCAUAUAGCAGCAGCAGCAGCACCAGCACCACCGACCAUCGUGCUUCGUGAAAUAAACGAAGAAAGCAACGAAGAAGACUUUUUGGACAGCGACAGCGAGGACGAAACCCCCGGACCCAUGCCCCAGGCUACUGCUCGGCUGGCCCCUGCUGAAGACAACCAUGGCGUUUGGAGGCCAGAAAGCGCCAAUUUUGACAGCUUGGCUGCUCAACUCGCAAAGGCGAUUGCAUCCUCCGAUGGCGGCCACACUUCCAUCAACAGUACCAAUGCCGCCGGUCUUCGCGAGAGUGUGAUGAUUCAUCCAAAGAUGCAGCGCUCUGAGCAUGUGUCAACUUCGCCCAACCAGAUGACCACAAUGUUCAGUCGCCAGCAGAUCGGCGAGCAUCAUAGAUCCGCCGAACUCGCUGGCCGCCCGAGCAACUCUUCGGAAUCGUCUGAUGGGGAUGAGUACCGUAUUAGCAUGGAAGCGCCGAAAAUGGUCCAAAGACAAUAAAAAUAAGCCCAUGUUGUUCCGAUCUUUCGAGGCUUCGGCCAAUACUCUAUAUAAAAAUGUUUUUUUUGGUUGCACC
Molecule: messenger RNA, 2849 nt
Organism: Kickxella alabastrina
Lineage: Eukaryota; Fungi; Kickxellomycota; Kickxellomycetes; Kickxellales; Kickxellaceae
Exons: 1
Coding region: 299-2773 (824 amino acids)
Source: RefSeq, a predicted model, not a curated record